Capsicum annuum is the source of this 2102-nucleotide messenger RNA. RefSeq names its product protein ZINC INDUCED FACILITATOR-LIKE 1. The record is from RefSeq and is a predicted model, not a curated record. NCBI's taxonomy places the organism in Eukaryota, Viridiplantae, Streptophyta, Magnoliopsida, Solanales, Solanaceae. The transcript is spliced from 17 exons. Gene Ontology annotation, biological process: transmembrane transport. Bases 183 to 1754 code for a protein of 523 amino acids. Gene Ontology annotation, molecular function: transmembrane transporter activity.
CACAAACACAGAGAGAGAUGGUCAUAGAAAAUAUAGAAAUAGAGGGAAUGAUGGGACCUCCCCAACUACCCUCUAAUUUAUAGUAACAAUUCACAUACAACUGAUCAACUAGUACUAGUAGUAGUAUAAAACUGAUGUGAUCAAUUAUACAUCCAUUUUAAAGAAGAAGCUAAGAGACAAGAAUGAAGAAGAAAAUGGAGGCAUUGUUGAAUAAAUAUGAAGAAGAAGAAGAAGAAGAAUAUGAAGAAGAUUGUCCAGGUUGCAAAGUUGAGCAGCUAAAGCGCGCAGACACCAGCGUCCCUAUUAAACCCGUCUUCUUCAUCUCCAUCGUCACCUUAUGCGCCUCUUUGCCGAUAUCAUCUUUAUUCCCUUUCCUCUAUUUUAUGGUCAGAGAUUUUCACAUUGCGGAAAGGGAGGAAGAUAUUAGUUAUUAUGCCGGAUAUGUUGGUUCUUCAUUCAUGUUGGGAAGAGCUUUGACUUCUAUUCUUUGGGGAGUAAUUGCUGAUCGCUAUGGGCGAAAGCCAGUUGUUGUGAUUGGCACAAUUACAGUGGUUAUAUUCAACGCGCUCUUUGGCCUUAGUACCAACUUUUGGAUGGCUAUAAUUACAAGGUUCCUUAUAGGAAGUUUAUGCGGAAUAAUUGGCACAAUGCGAGCUUAUGCUUCUGAAAUUUGCCGAAAAGAAUACCAUGCUUUGGGGAUAUCUGCUGUAAGCACGUCAUGGGGAAUAGGCUUGGUGAUUGGUCCUGCAAUUGGAGGUUAUCUUGCACAGCCUGCAGAAAAAUAUCCCAGUAUAUUUUCCAAAGAAUCCUUUUUUGGGAGAUUCCCAUAUUUUUUACCUUGUCUAAUGAUAUCAGUCUUUGCAUUAGCUGCAACAGUAAUGUCCUUUUGGCUUCCGGAGACACUUCACAAGCACAACAAAAUAAAGAGAGACAAAAAUAACUUUGAUGAGUCUGCAGGAGGAACUCCAGAUGAAUCAAAUGGUUCAAAUGUGUCUCAGAACAUGAACCAUUCUGAACGUAGAGCCCCGGGUUCUCAAAAAAGCCUUCUGAAAAAUUGGCCCUUAGUGUCUUCUAUUAUUGUCUACUGUAUAUUCCAGCUCCACGAUAUUGCCUAUUUGGAGAUAUUUUCACUUUGGGCUGUCAGUCCAAGGACCCUCGGGGGUUUAAGCUUUACAACUGCUGAUGUUGGACAAGUUCUUGCCAUCACAGGCCUUGGUUUGCUACUCUUUCAGCUUCUUGUUUAUCCACUGGUGGAAAGGAUUACUGGGCCUGUCAUGAUUUCUCGGAUUGGCGCAGUUUUAAGCAUACCAUUGUUGGCAAGCUACCCAUAUUUGGCUUUAUUAACUGGUUUUGGUCUCUCCAUAGCGCUCAACUGUGCAUCUAUGUUAAAAAAUAUUCUCUCAGUAUCAAUUACAACUGGCUUACUACUCAUGCAGAAUAGAGCUGUGUCCCAGGAGCAAAGGGGAGCGGCAAAUGGCAUUUCAAUGUCCUCAAUGUCUCUUUUCAAGACAAUUGGCCCAGCAGCCGGGGGCUCAUUAUUGUCCUGGUCACAACGGCGUCAAGAUGCUGAUGUUCUGCCAGGUGAUCAGUUGGUUUUCUUUGUUCUCAACGUGAUUGAGUUGCUCGGUCUACUUCUAACCUUCAGACCCUUUCUGAAAGAGCCUGAAGACAGUGAUAUUUCAAAAUCAAAAGACGACUCUUUAGAUCAAGAAAAUGGAAUACAAGAGAGGCUCGUGAUAACGGAAUUACCCUGAAGUACCAAACUUACAAGUUCAGAUCUAGAGUGAAAUGUCAAUCGCCAGCACAUUGCGUUAUGCUGCAGAGGUAGAGGUGCAUGACUUUCAGUAUAGCAUAUUAUCUUCAAAGAGUUGAACUAAAGCUAGUUCUGUAGCUGUACUAGUGAACAAAUUCUCUGAGGAUCAUUGAUUGUAAACCUUAUUUUCCAUAUUACAGAUUUGUGUGUGUAAUGGAGAGGGAAAGAUGCAACUUGUAGGUGUAUCUUAGAAAUAAAUGAAUGUUUGAACCUUAUGUAUUAUGUAAAUCGACAAACUGAGUCUUUGGAUCAAGAAAAUGGAAUACAAGAGAGGCUCGUGAUAACGCAA